AUGGUUUUCUACGCCUAUGCCAAAAAUGUGAGCAACAUGCGAGAUGAGGAAGAAUGGCGCUACGUUAUUGUUGCUACGAACAUGGAGGUGCUUGAUGAAUGGUACCGAACCCUACAGGAGAGGCUUCCUGCUGGCGCUAUAGGUCGACCUCGGAAGGACUACCAAAGUACCAAAGUAGGAAAAGAGACUCCUGAGUUCGAUGAUCGGGUUAAAUUCACGUGGCUACCGAGGGUGGACGGGAGGAACUAUGUCACAUUUUACAACAAGCAUGUUGUUGACCAUAUUAGUGGCAAUUCGUUUUUCAUCCGUUCAAAGAGCAACCCCAGCGUGUUCUGGUAUGCAGAGAACGAUAAGAUACGUGCUGGACAGCAAGGUCGCACUAGAUUCCGAAUUACUGGGAGAGACUUGGAAGGGAGUGCCGUUAUGAUCAACGGAGAUCCAAUUUCUAUCACUCCUGUCCAUGACUGGAACCGAUCUGUGUGUGUUCAACACAAUGGGGAUUUGGGCCUUGGACAUAGAAGUCACGACUUCAAACUUGCUGAUCUCAAGAAUGGCUUUUUGUCUUCUGGCUUGGGAUUUGACACCAAAGUAACCAAAGUCAAUCAUGAUGGUGAAGAGUGGGAGCUUGUAUCCUAG
Penicillium verrucosum is the source of this 636-nucleotide messenger RNA. RefSeq lists its product as uncharacterized. The coding region runs from base 1 to 636 and encodes 211 amino acids. The record is from RefSeq and is a predicted model, not a curated record. Lineage: Eukaryota; Fungi; Ascomycota; Eurotiomycetes; Eurotiales; Aspergillaceae. The transcript has 4 exons.